AUGGUUCCCAGUACCUUUGACAAACGUAAUGUAAUAAUUAAUUUUGGACCUUUCCCCUUCUCCUCUAUUCACAUCCUACUCCACUCCCACCCCUACCUACCUCGUCUUAUCUACCUGCAGAAUGAGGAGCAAGCUGAAAGGAUUCAGAGACAGAUAAACAAACUGAACGAAAGAUUGGAGGAAAGGCUCACCAAGCAGGCUGAGCGUCGUGUGAACCUGUUGAACCGUCGUCAGCAGCGCUUAGAGAGGCUGAGAGAGAAACACGGUGAAAUUUCAGAAAAACUGGAAGAUCACCCAGAAAGAGCGGGCCGGAUCCAAGACAGACUUCAAGAACAAGUUGACAAAAUAGCUGCAAAGAUUGAAGAACACCAUGCCAACCAACCAGAGGCCCCGGUAACCCCAGAUUUCCCAGAUGAUGCCCCUGUAGCCCCAGAUUUCCCAGAGAACCCAGAGAACUAGGAGUAGGCGGAGAUCUUAACAGAAAGCAAACAGUCGCUGUGAAUUGAGUCUGAUCGACAAAGAAGGAGAAAUGGAUGAAGAACCAACGGCAGUGUGCUCUUUGUUACUUUCCUCUUACAUAGGAUGCUUGUAGAUGAACUAUAAACUCACUCUUUCUCUUGCUUUAUUUCAUUUCUAAUUUUGAUUCUGUGUUUGAAAUUUUUUGGACCCAUGGACGAAUACAAAUAUAGAAGAGGCAAUAAUCCACAAAGGACGUCGUCCACCUUUGAGGACUGAAUUUUUAUUUUUAGCCAAAUAAAGCACCUUAUGAUUUUUCUUACUUUUAGAAUAAAACAGUUGGUUUUCAUUUC
Aplysia californica (California sea hare) is the source of this 809-nucleotide messenger RNA. RefSeq lists its product as uncharacterized. NCBI's taxonomy places the organism in Eukaryota, Metazoa, Mollusca, Gastropoda, Aplysiida, Aplysiidae. The coding region runs from base 1 to 459 and encodes 152 amino acids. The record is from RefSeq and is a predicted model, not a curated record. The transcript is spliced from 10 exons.